AUGGAGCUCGCUCGCAGCUCCUCCAGCACGUCAGUGGACGGGCAGUUUGCUCCUCCGCCUCACCCGUCGAAGCGCCAGCCACCAUCAGCCAGCAUCGAGACGGCGCACAGCGACACGAUCUACGACAUUCAGCUCGAUUACUACGGCAAGCGCCUGGCCACGUGCUCGUCCGACAGAACGUUGCGCGUGUACGACGUGUCCCGGACCUUCGCAGACGGCACUGGAGACAGCCACGAGUCUCUGACAGCCGCAAACAGCACUGACCACGUUCAAGAACCGACGCCGCUGCACCUUCUGCAACAUGUGGUGCGUCUGGCCGACGACUCGGUCGCUCCUAUCCACCGAGUGGCGUGGGCGCACCCCAAGUUUGGAGCAGUGCUGGCUCUGGCAGCUCAAGACGGAAACGUGUACAUUUAUCGGGAAGAGCUGGUGCAACAGGGGGCUGCUGGAACUGCUAACGUGACCGAGUGGCGUCUACAGCACGUGCACGAGUUCCACUCGCUGGCAGUGCUGAGUGUCGCGUGGGCGCCGUACGAGUACGGGCUGAGUCUCGCCACUGCCUCGGCCGAUGGACACGUGUCGUUCCUUACCCGGAUGCGGGAGGGGUGGGAGAUCACGUCGAGCUUUCGCAAUUCGGAGGAAGGCAUGGGAUGCACAGCGGUUAGCUGGGCACCUUACAACUCGCUCGGCUCGCAUGGACCUCACGGGCCGAUCCAGCGCGUGGUUACUGGAUCGUGCAAUCAGGCGGUUACCAUAUGGCAUCUUGUCGUCGCCCCUCAAGAAGGGGAGCUCUCUGGCAGUUGUCACUGGGAAAUCGAAACCACUCCUUUGUAUGGCCACAACGACUGGGUUCGCGACGUGGCGUGGGCACCAAACGUCGGUUUACCUGCCAAUGUGAUUGCGUCUGGAUCCGAUGAUCAUACGGUGCGUGUUUGGACUCAGGACGAGGCCGGUGGAGAAUGGUCGUCCCACGUGGUGCACACCUUUUGUGCGCCAAUGUACCGGAUAAGUUGGUCACUCACAGGCUCGGUGCUCAGCGUCGCGGCUGGUGAUGACGAGGUUACUGUUUGGAAGCAGCAGAAGAAUCAUGAAUGGACACGCAUUUCUUCUGUAACUGGUCAGGGCGCAGCCACUAUCUCGGGCAGCUAG
Molecule: messenger RNA, 1149 nt
Organism: Peronospora matthiolae
Lineage: Eukaryota; Oomycota; Peronosporomycetes; Peronosporales; Peronosporaceae
Source: the annotation of a GenBank genome assembly